Trichophyton verrucosum HKI 0517 is the source of this 1602-nucleotide messenger RNA. RefSeq lists its product as uncharacterized. The transcript is spliced from 3 exons. The record is from RefSeq and is a predicted model, not a curated record. Gene Ontology annotation, biological process: tRNA 3'-terminal CCA addition. Gene Ontology annotation, molecular function: ATP:3'-cytidine-cytidine-tRNA adenylyltransferase activity; RNA binding. Lineage: Eukaryota; Fungi; Ascomycota; Eurotiomycetes; Onygenales; Arthrodermataceae. Bases 1 to 1602 code for a protein of 533 amino acids.
AUGACACGGGGAGCUGGAGUGAAAGUGCCAGAGGUGCAGCUAAGCUCGGAGGAAGCACUCUUGCGAACGCUGCUGUUGGACACAGUGGAGUAUAUUCGGCGUAAGAAUAAUGAUGACCCCAAGGGCUCUGGGCUCAUCCUCCGGUUUACUGGAGGUUGGGUACGUGACAAAGUACUAGGCGUGGACAGUCAGGAUAUUGACGUCGGGAUCAGCACUAUGACGGGCUAUGAGUUUGGCCUGGCGCUGAAGGAAUACCUUGAUAUCCCAGAGAAUCUUGAAAGAUAUAAGGCUCACUAUCCGGAGCAUGCCCUCAAAGGAGUUAUUGGCGGACUACAUAAGAUCGCCGCGAACCCGGAGAAAUCAAAACAUCUCGAGACAACUACAAUUCGUGUCUUUGGAUUUGACGUGGACUUGGUUAACCUGAGGAAAGAAACUUAUACAGACACCAGCCGGAACCCACAAGUCGAAUUUGGAACUGCAGAAGAAGACGCCCUUCGUCGUGAUGCUACUGUCAAUGCGUUAUUUUACAACUUACACACCGGUGAAGUAGAAGAUUUCACCGGCAUGGGGCUGUCUGAUAUGGAAGCGAAACUGAUUCGCACACCGCUGGCGCCCUAUCAAACCUUCAAAGAUGACCCAUUAAGAGUUCUAAGGUUAAUCCGCUUUGCCAGCAGACUCGGCUAUACUAUUGAUCCUAAUACUGAAGAGUCGAUGUGCGAUGAUGAUAUCAAGCAUUCCCUCAGGCUUAAAAUAAGUCAGGAAAGAAUUGGUAUUGAAAUAGAAAAGAUGCUCCGCGGCCCUGAUCCCCUGGGCGCAUUGAUGAUUAUAAACCGGCUGGGCCUAUAUGACACUAUCUUUUCAGAUCACCUGAGCGCGACUGAUGUCGAUACGUCUUCUUGGCCAGUCGCAUAUACUCUGUUGAAUAGUAUCCUAGACGAAACGGAUUAUCCCGAGGUGUCCCUUGAGCUUCGGAAGUCGGUAAAAAGCUUCCUUAUCCGUGAUAAAGACGAAAAGUACCGGUCCUGGAUGAUUGUUGCACUGUCUCCUUGGGCGAUGGUUGAUGUUAAACAGCCCCUAACUGAAGAAGAGGCUAGAAAAAUGGCCCCCCGCCCGACAAGGGUUGCUCGGGAUGGCCUUAGGUGCGAAAAGAAAUUGACAACCUUGUUAAGCGUAGCAGUCACCCGCUACGGGCUAAUAUCAGAUGUCAAAACAGCGUAUGUUAACGGGAUGUCUGAUACUACCUCUCUAUCUGACGAUCGAUGGAAACUUGCAAAACUUCUCCGAAGUCUAGGAGCGGAUUGGAGGCUUUGUUUUAUUCAGGCAAUACUGCUAGAUGUUAUGCAAGGGAAAGCUGCCCAAGCCGUUUUGAAUGACUACCUUGAGGUCCUGAAAUUUUUAGAGCAGGAGAAUCUCCUCGAAGUAACCAACCUUAAGCCUCUUGUUAAUGGACGUGAUAUGAUUAAAGCCUUAAACUCGAAAGCAGGAGCAUGGCUGACAACCGCUCUGGAAAUUGCCAUGGAAUGGCAAAUUCGGAAUCCAGACCGGACAGAUGCAGAGGGCGCAAUAGAAGAAGCUAUACGCAGGAAAGACGAGUAUCAAUAG